Messenger RNA from Cryptosporidium muris RN66, 2136 nucleotides. RefSeq names its product U2-associated protein SR140, putative. Bases 1 to 2136 code for a protein of 711 amino acids. The transcript is spliced from 2 exons. Gene Ontology annotation, biological process: RNA processing. The record is from RefSeq and is a predicted model, not a curated record. Gene Ontology annotation, cellular component: nucleus. Gene Ontology annotation, molecular function: RNA binding. Lineage: Eukaryota; Apicomplexa; Conoidasida; Eucoccidiorida; Cryptosporidiidae.
AUGACUGUAGCAAUAUAUAAGUCAGAUAUAGACUAUAGUUUUGAAGUUAAUAAGCGUAGAAAAGUCCGUGAAAUAGACUUAAUAGUGGAAGAGUCCCAAUUAAGAAAUCUGGAUAGUAAACAUAUGAAUUCGACAAAUUAUAUAUUGAAUUUGGAUAAUAUUGAUGCUAAGACCUCGAAAAAUAUUUUUAUAAGGAAUAUUCCUAAAUAUAUUGAUGAAAUUUUCCUUUGUGAAUUAUUUUCAGAAUAUGGCGACUUAUCCUCUGUAAAAAUUAUUAGAAGAACUUAUAAUAAUUCAGGAUUUGUUUGCUUCUACGAUCGUAAAUCUGCUGAGGAAGCUUUGAAAUCAUUAAAUGGUAGAUUAAUAGAUGGACUUCCAUUAUCUUUAAGCUGGGGUAAAUCCUUAGAUAUCUCUACAAAGGAACACCUUGGUUCUAUUCCUAAUCCAAAAGAAAGAAUUGAAAGACUUGAUACUCAAAUUAAUUCAGAAAUAAUAAAAGAAAAUAUAAAUACAGAAGAUUAUAAUAAUUGCACUAUUAUAAGAGUUGAAGUACCCAAUGAUGAAAUGAAGAAAGCUCUUAUUAGAUUAACUUCACGCUUUGUAGCUUAUUUUGGAUAUUGUUUUGAACAAUUACUAAUGAAGAAUGAAUUAGAAAAUCCAUUAUUUAGCUUUUUAUUCAUAUCAUCACCACUUCACCACUAUUACCGUUGGAGAGUAUACUCAUUUUUACAAGGAGAUUCACAUAAACACUGGAGAGUCAAACCAUUUAGAAUGGUUGAGAAUGGUAUAGUUUGGUAUCCUCCUCCUUUAGAAGAAAAAGUAGAAAAUGACAAUUCUACUAGAAAGAUGGAUUAUUUUCGGAUAAUUGGAAGUAAAUUGGAAAUUUGGCUAUCAUCCUACAACUCUAUAGAUGAUCCAUUAUCUUGGUUAUGGAUUAACUCAAAUAUAUCAAGAAGAGAAGAUAAUAUUAAACCCAGUAAUAUAAUUAAAAGUUUGGAAUAUCCUAAUCACACUAAAAAUAUUGAUAAUAAAAUUAAUAAGUAUGAUUAUAAACUCAUAAAUGACAUGAAUAUUCCUAAUACUAUAUGCAACAAUGAAAUUAAAAAUAGCAAUAGUAAUGAUACUGAUAACAAAUACGUAGAUACUAUUAAUGAAUUUUUAUAUGAUAUAUCAAAAAAUGAACCUUAUAUGAUAAGAUUAUAUCGUGAGCUUGGUGGAGAAAUAAUGGAUGGAGAAAUAAUGGAUGAGUUUAGAUAUUUAGUAGAUGAACUAUCUACUGAUCGUUUAAAGAUUGCUAAUCUUAUGAAAUUUGCAAUUGAUAAUGCCGAUUUAUAUUCUGUUAAUAUACUAGAUAAAUUAAUACAAGAACUUAUCUUUUCUCCAAAUAAUGAAUUACCUAUAUUAUAUGCAAUAUCGGAUAUAUUAUAUAACUCAUACUCAUCUAAACCAGGAACCUGGAAAUACAGAAAUCUGGUAUCUCAACUUUUUCCUUAUAUAGCUGCUCACUUUUCAUACUUAAACAACUCAAAAUAUGAGAAAAUAAUAAAAAAUAAAAUGAUUAAACAUACUAGAAAUAUCCUAAGGAUUUGGUUAUGCUGGAAUAUUUACCCAAUAUCAUAUAUAUAUGGAUUAGAAUCUACAUUAAUUUUUGAUAAGUUUUUUUAUGAGAUGAAAAAUAAUAUAAAUUCUGAACACUUUACUCAAGUAAGUAUUGAAUCUAGAUAUCCUGAAAUUGAUGGUGAUUUACUGAGAGAAGAUAUUUUAUCCAUUCUUGUUGAAUGGCCACUUUAUUUAAGACCAACUCUUUGGAAAUUAUGGUCUGACUAUUUCAAAAUAUUCAAUAAGAAUUUAAACAUUUAUUUACAGUAUCAGUGGGUUGGCAAGGGGUUGGUUCUACCACCUGUGCAUUUAUUUGGGAAUUCUAUGGCUAUUCAUAGGAUGGCAUUUUUCUUAUAUUAUUGUGAUCAUUUAAAAGAUGGAAAUCUUUUUAUUUAUUUAUCAGAAAUAGAGGAAUCAAAAGAAAGUGACAAUACUAGGAAUUAUGAGAACCAGGAAAGUGCAGAAAUUGAAUUAAGUAGUCCAAGCAAAGUUGAGAUCAAUUCUGACGAAGAUAGUGAAGAUAUGUUUGCAGAAUAA